GCACACAAGGUGUCCUUGCUAUUGCAAGGACCAGACAGCAUAGCUAUAAACUAGGGCCUAUAAAAGUGGGAGUGAAAGGCAGCAAUAGUGUUUUAUCCAAAAGGCUGACUUGAGCUAGAAUACUUAAACUUGUAACCCAAAUAGGAAUUUCAGUUGUGUUGCCAUUGCAUAAAUGUAUAAUCAUACUUUGUCACAUUCUUUAUUAUGAUGUCAGUCUUCUAGUUUCUGUGACAGUAGAAGGUCCCCAUUUUAUUUGAGCUAUUGGUUUCUGUGAACUGGGAGGGAAUUUUCAGCAACACUGCUUCUGCAAAUGUUUCUAUCAUUCUUAGCGGCAUUUACUUUGAUAGCUGUUACCAAAUAUGGUGUUAAUAUUGUAUUUAGGGAUGGACUUUGUGAGAGUCUGUGACACUAGAAGAUAAAUUAAAUAAAAUAAAAUAUUGUCAAAUGAGUGCAAAAAGGGGAAGCAUGUCAAAUACUUUUUUGAAGCACUAGGGGGGUUUGUUUUUUUGGCUUUUAGGGAGGGGAAUACAACUUUAAAUGGAUGUAUUUGGUAUUUAUUUUACCACAGAUUUUCAAAGAAACGGGUUUGGAAGGCAUGCUUUCUUAAAAAAAAAAAAAAAAGAUUUUUAAAGAAAACAAAUUAUCGUUGGAUUUUUAAAAUUUGCGAUGGUGCUUUAACACCUGGGCUCAGGGCUUCCGGCAGAAAAAAAACAACCAAAUCAAAGUUUAAAGUAAUGAUAUUUCCUCAAAAUUACUUUAUUCUACAUGUCUCAUUUAAGUUUUUUAUGUUUACCCUGAAAAUGUCUGCGUCACAUUCCCGGAACUAAUGUUAGUAAGCUCUCGGAUAGACGGAAUGUUUCGUAGACGGACCGGUCCUACAGGGUAGUGGUCCGCACGCACUCCGUCAGGAAUGGAUGAUGAUGCACCAGAUGAGGUCUUUGCCGAGCUCAAGACCAGGCCUCUCGGAGGAUGGGGUAUUGCACAGAUCGCUGCUGGCACUGGGCUUGCUGUAUACGCAAUGUGGGUGGGAGUCCUCCAGCCAGGCUUCAGAAAAGUCCCUUUGAGGUUACAGGUGCCGUAUAUCCCUGCCAGCAAAGCUCAAGUGGAUAAUGUAAUGACAUUGCUGAGAGGUCGAAAGGGAGGCCUUGUGGAUUUGGGAUCUGGUGAUGGCCGCAUUGUCUUGGAAGCCCAUCGACAGGGUUUCACUCCCGCUGUCGGCUAUGAGCUCAACCCCUGGCUUGUUCACCUGUCUCGCUUUCAUGCCUGGAGAGCAGGCCAUCAUGAGAAGGUGUCGUAUCGGCGAGAAGAUCUCUGGAAGGUCAACUUGACAGAAUGCAAGAAUGUCACAGUGUUUUUGGCUCCUAGCGUGCUUUCAUUAUUGCAGCAGAAGUUGCAGACUGAGCUUCCUGAUGACUCCUUAGUGGUAGCCGGUCGUUUUCCCUUACCUGACUGGACACCCUGCAGGAUUGAGGGACAUGGUGUGGACAGAGCCUGGGCGUAUCGCAUGCAAGCACAAAGACAGAACACCUUCAAGAAAAAUGACGACCUCAUAGUCACAAAUAGCGACCCCAGUAGUGGACUGAACAAGGACAAAGGAUCUACUUGAAGCUUUUCAUUAGCUAAAAAUACCCAUUACUGGAAUAUUGAGGACAUUUAACCUGACUGUCUGUCUUUACAUUUUGACUACAUCUACAAACGGAUGUUUCUGGCAAACUUGCUCCUUAGCAGAGUGCAGCAAUCAGGGAAUGUACAUUUUUGCACAAACUCUUCUCAACUAUCUUCAUGGAUGGACUCUGUCUUUGUUAUAAGCAAAGUUUGAACCAGAAAUUCCUGAACAAGGGUUUCUGUUACCUUUGAGGAAAAACCACACCUUUGCCUCCAGAAUGCUGAAGAUUUUUUCGGGAUUACUGCCCCUGGGAAGUAGUCUUAUAAAUGUGUUUUUAAGUUAUUUUAUCAUCUACAUUGUUUUCUGUUGUGUUAAUUUUAUGCCACAGAAUUUAAGAUUAUUUAAUGUUUUACGUGCUCUUUUAGAAAUAAUUAUUAUGAAGUAUUUGUUGUAUAGGUUGUAUGUAAUUAGACAACUUCAGAGCAAAGUUUACAUUCCACUGUGCGGCUUGUUUUUUAAAGGUACAAUUAAGUAAAAAUUUUAAUGCUUUUUGUGCGAAGGUGAAAGGCCCUCACUGCUGUGAGGAUGCCUUUGUGACAGCAAGUGUGGAAUGUGACUUUUCAUGAUUUGGAUGUUAAAGGUGGCUCGUGUUUUUUAACCCAAUUUCACAAACAGAUUGUAACACUGGUAUAAACCCCAUGGGGUCCACAGUGUAUAAAGGGAACAGUGACAACAGUUUCCCUGUGUGUAGUCCAUCCCUUAAAUGUGUACAUAGUAUGUAUACAUGUGGGUUUGCAAUUAAAGUGUUUUAAUCUA
Epinephelus lanceolatus (giant grouper) is the source of this 2422-nucleotide messenger RNA. It is a transcript of the gene antkmt, whose product is annotated as adenine nucleotide translocase lysine methyltransferase. Gene Ontology annotation, biological process: positive regulation of proton-transporting ATP synthase activity, rotational mechanism; peptidyl-lysine trimethylation; regulation of mitochondrial ATP synthesis coupled proton transport. Gene Ontology annotation, molecular function: protein-lysine N-methyltransferase activity. The record is from RefSeq and is a predicted model, not a curated record. Gene Ontology annotation, cellular component: mitochondrion. Lineage: Eukaryota; Metazoa; Chordata; Actinopteri; Perciformes; Serranidae.